This is a messenger RNA of Enterobius vermicularis (human pinworm), 594 nucleotides long. The record is from the annotation of a GenBank genome assembly. Lineage: Eukaryota; Metazoa; Nematoda; Chromadorea; Rhabditida; Oxyuridae.
AUGGAGAGUUUGCCUGAACAGUUCGAUGUCGUCAUUUUGGGGACAGGUUUACCUGAAUCGAUUAUCGCAGCAGCCUGUGCUAGGGCAGGGUUUUCAGUUCUUCAUUUGGACAGGAACGAUUUUUACGGUGGGAAGUGGGCGUCCUUCAACUUGCACAGCAUUUAUGACUGGUCGAAAAGGUUGCGGACCACUGGUACAGUCAGUGACGUUGUGAUAGAUAAAAGGCUUCUGAAAGAAAAUGAGGAGUUACUUGUUGUUAAUGAAGUAGAGGACGUAUCUGAUGUCCGUUUGGAGUGGCAUAUAGACGAGCGUUCAGGAUGUGCCAAUGCUAAUGACAUUCUCCUAAAGGAAAGAAUUGAGAAGGAUUGGCGCCUUUACAACAUCGAUCUUUUACCUAAAUUACUUCUUUCUCGAGGGGAAAUGGUGCAGCUGUUAUGUGAUUCUUCGGUGUCUAAGUACUGCCAGUUCAAAUGUGUCGAUCGGUUACUCUGUUAUUACAAUGAGAAGCAACGUAAUGUAGAUGAUUAUGAGCAGGAUUUGCAUGUGGUUCCUUGUUCUAGGGCCGAGAUUUUCCAAACUAGUGAGCUGUCGUAA